Phycomyces blakesleeanus NRRL 1555(-) is the source of this 534-nucleotide messenger RNA. RefSeq lists its product as hypothetical. The coding region runs from base 1 to 534 and encodes 177 amino acids. The transcript has a single exon. NCBI's taxonomy places the organism in Eukaryota, Fungi, Mucoromycota, Mucoromycetes, Mucorales, Phycomycetaceae. The record is from RefSeq and is a predicted model, not a curated record.
AUGAAUAGUCUUGAUAGUAACAACCUUCAGCAGCUCAUAAUCAACAUUCAGGCAUUAGAAGAGGACGAAGGAAUAAACAUCUCUGAUACUGGAUCCCGAAGCACCAUGAUAUCUAAUAUUGCCAAUAAUAUGAACUCCAUAGUUACACCGCUGUCUACAGACCUUGACCCAUCUCCUGAAUUACUGUUGGCAAUUCCAGGCAUGUCUGGAAAUUUCUUUGAGCGACCAUUGGAUGAAGAAAAUCGGCGUCAGUUUUUGAGAAGUUGUCCUCGGAAUAUCCUUCGUAAAUAUAUGCCACCUUCGUUUGAUCUCUCACAUUUUGGGACCAAUACCAGACAAACAGAUUUGCGACUUUUUGCUAUACAAGCUCGUAUAGCGGAGAUCACUCGUCCGAUUGAUUGGUUUGUUGAUGGUGUCAUAUCUCAAAAAUCAGUUUCCUUGGAGCAAGCUUUGGAUUUUGCCCAAUGUAUCCAUGAGCUUUUAUCUCAAACAGCAACAUACAUCACCAAGAUGCGAUUAGAUAAUGCUCGUUAG